AUGGCUAGCAAUGCUAGAAACCCCGGGCAUGGCGCCGCGCAUUAUUUUCAUCGACCUCAUAGAGAUCCCCGCAUGAGGGCGGGUUAUGUGCUUGUUUCAGAGGAGCGAGAGUCUGGAUCGGAGUAUUCGGGCUCGACUUGCUGCUGCUGUUCAAGCUGUGAGUCGAGCUGCUCUUGCGAGGAAUAUAGCGAGGAUGACCAUGAGGAAGAAGAAGAUGAUGAUGGCGAUGACGAGGUUGUUAUUGAAGAGGAAGAAGAGGAAGGCUACUGGAGUGAUUGCUCUGCGUGCUGGGCGAGACGAAUCAUAGGGCGAAGGGGCCGGACGGGCCGGACGAAUGGGAAUCAAUAUAUGAAUAUCCCAAGAACUGUUGAGGAAAGAGAUUCUCUCCAGGGCCAUCGCCAUCGCAACCAGCGUGAGCAGCAUCGUGGACGUAAUGAAACUCCUCAGAGGGACCAGCGAAAUGCCAAUCGCGUUACCUUUCGAAGCACCAACAGCAUCAUAAAUGGCAGUGAUAAUAAUGGCCACAGCGCUGCAGAAACACCCUCCUUCCGGGGCCUUCUAGACCGAAUCGUUUCGACUACUAGACAGCUACGUCAAGGGGAAGAACACACUCGCCAUCUUCGGUCAUGGAUCCGCGUGCUGGAAGACCUUCAAAGACUACAACGCGUAGACUCUGAGCCAGGGGCGAAUACGACUGCUGUUUCUGCUCCUCGUACUACUGCUUCUGCUGUCGCUGGCCUUGUCCCGAACACCAGUCCGACAAUGGCUGCUGCCAGGGCUGGACAGCAAAGUCCAUCUUCGGGGACGGCGCUUGGAAGAGCGGCAACCGCUUCGGGCACAGAGGCUGAGGCUCAGACCCGGGCGUAUCCCCGACGAAGAGCAGGACGUGAGUGGUUCAUGUCUGGGGGUAGAAGCACCUCGAUUCACAGGCGAAGGAGACUG
Trichoderma asperellum CBS 433.97 is the source of this 942-nucleotide messenger RNA. RefSeq lists its product as uncharacterized. The record is from RefSeq and is a predicted model, not a curated record. NCBI's taxonomy places the organism in Eukaryota, Fungi, Ascomycota, Sordariomycetes, Hypocreales, Hypocreaceae.